Messenger RNA from Racocetra fulgida, 134 nucleotides. Lineage: Eukaryota; Fungi; Glomeromycota; Glomeromycetes; Diversisporales; Gigasporaceae. The record is from the annotation of a GenBank genome assembly.
CGUUGAGGAAAAUAAUGGAUCGUUAUAAUCAUCCUCACUUAUUGGGUUGUAAUUAUUCACAAAUACUCGAAAGAGAUAAGCAUUUACCGAUGAUGUAUAUGAAUAGUUUUUCAAUACUGCCCAGCUUAAAAGAG